Messenger RNA from Oncorhynchus mykiss (rainbow trout), 1114 nucleotides. RefSeq lists its product as uncharacterized. NCBI's taxonomy places the organism in Eukaryota, Metazoa, Chordata, Actinopteri, Salmoniformes, Salmonidae. The record is from RefSeq and is a predicted model, not a curated record.
CAAUACCAUCCCAAAGAGAAGGUGCCUGUUCCCAACCCUGAUGUCUGAGCCAGACCCAGUACCUCUCUCUGAUCCAGCAGAGACCAGCGAGCCCCAGCAGAAGGCAGGAAUCUUCAACCCACCUGCCACAAAGCGACUGAAGAGGACCAGAAAGUUGGAGCCAGCCCCAGGCCUUUUCUCUGAGCCACCAGAGAGCAUGAAGUCAAAGGAAAUGGAGAUCCCAGGUCCACCUGCCACAAAGAGACUGAAGAGGACCAGGAAGUUGGAGCCAACUCCAGCCCCUCUCUCUGAACCUCCAGACACCAGCAAGUCAAAGAAGAAGAAAAUAAUCCCUGGCCCACCUGCCAGUCAGCAAGUGAAGAGAUCCAGAUGUCCUCCCAGCCCCUGGACCCCUAACCUAGUGGAGAUUAGACGUAGGACACCUACAGCCAGACCUCCUACCUGUGAGAUAGGUGUAACUACGUUUACCUUGAGAUCGAAGGUAGCGACAGGCCCUACCUUGAAGUCAGGUGUAGUCACAUCCCCAUCUAGCGGUGAAGCCUUUUCCACAUCCCCUGAGAGGAAGAAGAACAGGAAGAGGGCCAAGUGCAUUGGUGCGGCCGUUCCCGCCCCCCCUGAGAGGAAGAUGAAGAAGAGGGCGAGGUGCUGCCCUGUCCCGCUGAACAACCCCUUGUCUGUCUGUCGGUCGCAGAGGGCCACCCAGGGCAGGAAGGCCUGUGUGUGGUGUAAACAGGAGAAAGAGUGGAUGAAGACCAUCUGGCAGUGUGAGGCCUGUCAGGUGGCCCUCUGUCUCAUACCGGGCAGAAACUGCUUCAGGGCCUGGCACAAGACUCACAAGUGGAACGAGGAAGUCAUCUUCAGUCUGUUUUCUUAAAUGUUGUCAAAUAUGUGGGUCUGGAGCCUCAGCAUGAGAUAUUAAUGGUUUGUGGUCAAAAAAGCCCACUUUCAGUUCCUAGUUCAUAUGGUUUUAGUAUAAUUCAGGCAUACAUGCAUUAAAUAAGAAAUAUUUCCUUUGUGGGUGUUUUUGCAAGAAAAGGAAGUUGAAAAGUUUGCUACAUUUUCUUAAAAGCCCUUUUCCUCAUGUUGUUUAAGUUGACAUAUUAAAUACAUUGUU